AGUUCAUUUUUUCACUGACCUCCCUCCUCUUGAUCCUCCCCAGUACUCAGAGCCUUUCUUUUCCCUAAAAUGCUGCUAGUGUAUGAAUUUGCCUGCGCAUGCAUAUGUUGUAAUUACAAUAUCUUAGAAAUUCAAAUUCAAAUUUUUUAUGUUCGUUGCGUAUUCUGUUUCUGCACGCAAACUCAAGUCAUUUGAAUCCAGACAACUAGAAGUUAUCCGAAGUUCGACUUCUUCUACUUUGAUGCAAAAAUAGGAUUCGCAAUUAAGUAUCUACAUUUCAGAACCUCCAGGGUAGGUUCUUGUGUAACUAAAUAUUUGGAUUAUUGAAAAAGACUAAGAUAUAUAAGAACGCACAUCAAGAUACAACUUGAAAUAACCGUCGACCAUUGACAUUGACUGGAUUUUCUUCUGGACUGAAAAAAGAUGAGUAGUGCGCAUUUCGUUUACCCGUCUAGUGGGGAGAACCCGUGGUCAAGGAUAUUGUCUGGAGAUGCGGCCAGAGCAUGGCGUCGGGAGUUGCAGCCAGUGGAUGUUAGGUACUAGACUCUACUAGAUUAUUUGUCGCCGCCCUACAACUUUGCAUGUCCUGUUUUGAUUGACUGAAGAAAAAUGCUUCCACCUCUGUAUCGCUUGAUUCACUUUCUUGUGCUAUUUUUACUACUUGUUCUUAAAUAAUAUCAUCUUGUGCUAGUUGUGCAUUAAUAUUUCUAGCUUGCUUUUUCUUGAUGACAAACACAGGAAGAACAUCAACUAUAUCUCUGAUGUUGUUACUUCCUGCAACUACAGGCACUACUCGCAGGCUCGGCCUCGACUUUUUGAUAGUUCGGACCCACGUGAGGCUGUGCGUUUGUUGCGUAACAAAGAACUGAGCAAGGACCCGCGUCAUAUCUGUCGUAGACCUGGCAUGGAUUAUGAUGCUUCGCAGAUGUUUCCGCCAACGUUGUUGGAGAAUGAUAAUCGUAGUACUUCUGCAUCCAAUAGCACCGCGAAAUCCACGCAUAUGGGUGCGAAGAGACAGCAGGAAAUAGUUGUUGAGGGUGGAAAUAUGGGAACUAACAUCAGGAAGGAUAAUGGGGACAAACAAACGAGUAGCCCGACAGCGGCUAGCCCGACGAGCAUUAAGCCGGCCACGUCACCCGGUGGAGGUAGAAGAGGAGAUAUUUCGACCUCUCCGUGCCCACCGACUCGAUCACCCCCGCAAGUGCAACAGCAGAAAAAAUCAGUAGUCGUGUUGAAACCCGGUGAACUUGCGGCAUCCAGGGCCGCCACUGCUCCAUUUUCUUCUCCCACAGAAAAAGUGGAUACCGUAAUGGCAUCUUCUUCUACAACUCAUGCCGCUGUUCCUGUGAAUGCGACAACUUUAUCAUUGUUGUCCAAGAACGAGAACGACGAGCAGAUCGAGACGCUGAAUAACAAUAAAUCAUCCGCCGGAGCUCCAGGCGCGAGUCCUUCUUCAGUACGCUCUUCCAGACCCGGUGCUUCCCGUGUAUCGCAAAAGCAGGCGAUGUCGCGCACCGCGCACGAAGGCUUCAUGGGAGCGACGAAACUGGGUACUGAAUUUGGCGCCGGAAUCCACACCAAGAGUCGUCGGCCGAUCAUCUCGCGCGCUCCGUCCGAUCCAGGGCUGACUACUGCACGUCAGGAAGAGGAGGAACUCUGCCUCUACAGAACGGGCCGGGAGGAUCGCGAGUGGAGUCAGGAUGUCGAUCAUCGCUGGAGCAGGCCAAGAAUGACAAACUAUUGGACUCACGAAUGCGCGAGCAGAAUAGCGUACUUAUAAAAUUAGAUAUAUAUAAAUAUACACAUGGGCCAGAACUGGGAGGGUACCAGAAGGGGCGGGAGUAUACUCACCCGACAAAAAAGGUAGGAACUCCGACAAAAAAGGCAGAAACAGAGGGCGGCCAAAAGGUAUAAGCCUACAAAAAUAAGAGCCACAAAGGCUGAAGAAUUGCCAGAAAAGGCAGAACCUGAAGCCGCGCAGGAGAGGACAGGAAAGGCCAGAAGACAGCCGCAGAAGCGAACACACCAACGAGCAGCCAGCAGCCAACGAGAGAAAGAGAGAAGCGCAAAGAACCACGCCAAGCGACCCGAGGGCGCCCUCGGUGAUUGAGCAACGACAACCCCACACGACACACCCAAAGCCGGCCCCAGUGCCUCCAAGCGGGACCAGACGAGAACCGACGGAGACGAGCGACGUUGGCGACAGCGCGCGCGCGCAGAGCUCAGGGGUGCCACACACGCGACACAAAAAUCCGCCGCACACCAUCUCCGGGGAACAGGCUUCAACUACGCGACGCCCGAGGGCUUUGCUCGAAACCUGCCGCAAAAGGCUGACGCACACACUUCAAAACGAAAGCGGCCCGCGGAGCGAAAAAGCAGCGCAACACUGUGGGGGGGCGGGGGGAUCGCAAAAGGAGGAAGCGCGCCGCGAAGCUCUUGCUGCUUGGCAGCUGCCUGCGCGCCUACCUCUGGCGGGUGCGAGGUACUGGUGCGGCAAAAGCGGGAGAACAUAGAGAAACGAAAAGCGCAGCAGGAUGCGCCAAGCCUGAGGGACCGGCCGCAGCUUGGUGGGAGUUCUGCCAGGAGCAGGACACUGCGCGGCCAAGCGCGCGCGGCUCCCCACCGGGUCUGGGUGCGCAUAACACAGGCAGCAGGGGCGCUGCGCUGACAGUAGAGUGGGGGGAGCACCCUACGAGGACGAGGGCCAAGGUCACGCCGGCCUCCUAUUUUCUGGGCCCCUUCUGAUACCGCAGCCCCAAUCUUUCUUGGGACCAUGUUGGCCCCAGUAUUUCCAGGGACCUAACCCGAACAAUAAAUAUGGGACCCCGCCGGAAAAUAAGGGCUUGGGAUUUUUGCGGCCAUGGUCCGCUUAAAGGGGGAAUAACACCGGGACCUUCAUAAUACAGGGGGCUCACUUUUUCUGGUCCAUACAUGAUGUAUAUAUGUUCCAGGGUUCCGGGCUGAAGGCCCCCCGAUCUAACUUUUUGAGGGGGGGCCUCCCAGCCCCGGCCCCUUUUUUCGAGAGGCUGCCGGGCGGGAAGGCCUCGAAGCGCCCACCUCUGACCCCUUCUGCCCCGCUCCUUGCUUGGGCUCUCCUUGCAGCGCCACCAUGCCGGAGGCGUUGAAGCACUGAAGGGCGGGCUUGGAAGGCUUCUGAGUGUGGCAAUGGCAAAGGUGGCAACGCUGGACCCCCUUGGCGUGUGGCUUGUACCCUCAAGGCUGGACUCUUUUGGCGUGUGGCGUGUACCCUACAGACCCGGCGAAGGCGGCAAGGCCGGACCCCCUUGGCUUGUUGGCUGUUCCCUACGGACCUGCUGAAGGUCGCAAGGCUCGCUGGACCCCCUUGGCGUGUUGCGUGUGCCCUACAGACCUGCUGAAGGCUGCAGGGCUGGGCCUCACCUCCUUGGCGUGUUGUAUGUACCCGCCAGACCUUGGGGCGCCUCCUUUCUUUCGGCUCUUUGUGCCGUUGGUUCUCUUCUCUUGGGCGUUGGAAGGUUGGAGCCAUUGGCGUCGCUCUGUAAAACUAACAGCCCCCCCAUCCUAGUAGUUAACCCUCCCCAAGUGGUUCCUUUUUUGCAGUACUCUGGAGUCGAGUGGCUGCCGUCCUCCUUGGCGUGGAGUUGGGUCGCGCUUUCGCUGCGCCUGAGGCGUGUGGUCUUGCUUGCGCUGACCCGCCGGCCUCUUCUUCUUUCGGGGCAUCCCUGGGCCAUGCUUUUGGCUGCCUCUGGGACAUCCUCCCGGUGGCGCUUGGGAUUUGGCAUCCCCGUACAAAGAACAACGACGAGAAACUUAAGACGCUGCGAACGGGGUCCCCGUUCGUGCCGAAGGUGUCCCUUGUGCAUAGGCGUCCAGGCUACGGCUCCUGGGGCAAAGUUUCGGGCUUUGUUUAGUUGUUCAGUAGGUGCGUGUGGGUGCUGUAGUCUGGGAUUUAGUCUGUUUAGGAAUGUGGAGCGUAGUCGGCGUUGCUUGUAGUCUCACCCCUCCCAGCUGGUGCUCUGGUUGUGCGGCAGUGGAGGCGAGUGCGAGGGUGUGGCCGUCUACCCCCGAGUAGUUUCGCUCGCUUUGGGGUGUGGUGCUCGCCACGUGUCUUUGAAGUGGUCUCCCCUUCGUCCUCUCACGUGAUCCCUACUGCCUUUGGCAGUGCCUUGGCCCCUUCCGGCGGGGCGUUUGGCUUCUUUCUUUUUCCCUUCCUUUGGUCGUGAGGCGGGCUCCCCUUUGUCCUCUCUCUCACGUGACCACUACCGCCCCAGGCAGUGCCAUCUCCCUCCCAGGCUGGUCGGCUGGCUUCUCUUUCCUUCUCCUCUCACUCCUACCCCCCUGCCUGUGCUCUGGCUGGUUGUGCGGCAGUGGAGUCGAGUGUGAGUUUGUGGCCGUCUACCCCCGGGUAGUUUAGCUCGCCUUCGGGUGUGGGGCUCGCCGCGUGUCUGUGAUUCGUCCUCUCAUGCGACCACUACUGCGCUAGGCAGUGCCGUCUUCCUUUCAGGCUGGUCGAUUGGCUCCCCUUUCCCUCUCCUCCUCUCUUCUUGUUGGCGAAAAAAAGGGAAAGGAACUCGCCCCGUUCGCUCCUUGGCCCGGGUUUAGGGCGUGGGCCCCCAACUCUUGGCAGUGUGUUGCGUCUCCGACGUGGCAGCGCUGCGAGGGGGGCCGCGGGUUUGUUGUUUUCGGUUCGCAGCAUAGUGGGCGAAGCACUGCGCUCGCCUUCCCCCACUGUGAUACAUACGCCAGAGGCCACCACGCCAAGGAAGGGGGCUUCUCGUCCCUCGUUCUGCUCUCGUCCCUCGUUCUAUCUUCUCUCCUCGCUCGUUCUGCCCUCGUCGCUCGUUCUUCUCUCCUCGCCCUUCGUCCAGUUCCACCACUGUGCUGCACCACAGACCAUACCACAGGGGGGGCCUCCCUCCCUGGUACAUGUAUAGCUAUAGAUAUACAUACUUAUAAUAUAUGUAUACAUUACUGUGCAAUGAAGCGCUUCUUUUUCGUUUAUACUUGGCUUGAUAUGGUUCAAAAUUAAUUCCAUUUCCAAGUUUGGUAGAUUGUUAUAGAGUGAGAGUCACAAGAAUAGUUGCUAUUGCUGUGUUCAUUCUCUACGAUUCGUCUUCGUAAUCUUUCUAUCUCAAGCUCAACUACCUAGAAGAAGAGCAACUACAAGUAGAUGCUGCCCUAUUCUCCUUUUUGUCGAAAACUUGUUAACCAGGUAUCAUACCCUAGCGGACUUUAGAAAGGCCGUUAAAGUCGAUGGUGACCUGAAGAUUGCAGGAAAGAAUGCAGGGAUGACUGUUCCUGAGUACCGACAGACAAUGGCCUACGGGCAGUUCUCUAAAGUCAAGCGAGGCGCGCAGAGCGAUAUGAAGGAACAGCUUGACGAACAAAACCACUAUCAUUGGGGCAAUGAUAAGCCUUUUGAAAACGGUAUACAACUUAUUUGCUCACGGAGUGAGGAAGAAAGAUACAAAGAUUGUUCCACCACUUCCAUCUCACCAAUACAUCUUCUUCGAAUAAUCUGCGACAAUACCAACUCUCUUCUUCUACAGAUGAUGUGUACUAUCCGGAUACGAAUGUGUCGGCUCGUCGAUUGACGUGGAGCGCAGCGGACUUCGGCAAGCCGCGGGACGACUGGUCGCGACCAGGCCGACUGCAGGCGUACCAGGAGCAGCGGGGAAUGCCUAUGGCCAUGAACGAAAUGAGGAGUCGACGCCGGGAUGAGCUAGAGGCCCUGAAGAUGCAGCGACUCAGCAAGACCCAGGUGUUUGGAGAUAACUGCGGGGACGCUUAUCAUCCGGGAAAGAGGUACGUCCGCGGAGAGUACGAGCUGCCGAAAUUAUGGAAUCACGUGGAGUCCGCUGCCUCGCCUCCCGGAAAAUACUUCGUGAACGACAUCAAGAUGAAGAUGGGCAACGCAGAUACCGGACUCGCAGCAGGACUCGGCUCUGACUACAAGUCAUCCUUCUUAGCAGAGUAUCCGCCAAACGACGCGUAAUACGGAGAUGCAUGGUCGUGAAGAUCUGACCGGAAAAACAAGCACAAUUUAAACAUCAAUCUAAUAUCGAAGCGCGCUGAUGAUGCAAAGUUUUGGAUAGAAGUUGUAUGCAAGAAAAAAGCUAGCCGAACCAUGGUAGUAUAAACUACAGUAUCUGACUAGAAAUUGAAGAUCAACACGAAUAAAGAUGCCAGAGGUCAAUUUGCCAUGGGAAAAAACUGUACCAUAUUUUGAAGCAAGGUGUCUAAACAAUAUUCGUGACGCUGGAGCUAGCUCUACCUAAGGGUUUCGGAAAUGUAUUUAUCAUUACUCUUUUUGGUGGGUGUCUGUCAUCAUGAUAACGAGCUUACUUGUCGUACUAAUAUGCUGGGAUAUUCUGGUGCAUUGUGAUUAAUCAUGUUGUUUUUAAGCAUAGAUAGAAAUAGAACAGGGUUUUGUGGGGAUCUUUACCGUUGUACAAAUCUCCGAAGGUCCACAUCUACUCGAACAGAUCAACAUAGUAUGAACGCGACUCUAUCGAGAAUGUAUAGCGAACACGAAUAAAAAGAAUAAUAUCACUCUACGACUUCAAAAUAGAAUGUGCAAGUAUAAUACUUAUACUUCCACGAUGAAAUCUUCAAUAUGAAACACGACAACUCAUGGGCAUUCGCUUUCUUGUAUAGAUCAUGGAUGCAUCUUCUUUUAUGUAUAAUAUGUUGUUUGAAUUCGUUCCGCAAAUAUCGACGUAUGACGCUUUCAUCGUGUUGCGCUCCCGUCUCGAAAAUGGGAGAGUGUCCGG
Amoebophrya sp. A25 is the source of this 6752-nucleotide messenger RNA. NCBI's taxonomy places the organism in Eukaryota, Dinophyceae, Syndiniales, Amoebophryaceae. The record is from the annotation of a GenBank genome assembly.